This is a messenger RNA of Paramecium sonneborni, 1425 nucleotides long. The record is from the annotation of a GenBank genome assembly. Lineage: Eukaryota; Ciliophora; Oligohymenophorea; Peniculida; Parameciidae.
AAAUAAAUCAAUGAGCUUGGAAGAAGAUCAUAGAGAUCAUAAGGAAAACCCAAAAAAACGUUUACCUCUCAAAAUAAAAUGUGAAGAUCUUAAUCAUUAAAAUGAACUGGUUGAAUACAUAUUUCUAAAAGAAAAGAUUAAUUAGAGAACAAGACUUCUUUGUAGAAAGUGUGUUGAAACAAAGUUUAGUUAAUAGACAAACGAAAUUGCUUUAAUAGCAGAUGUAAAAUUUACUAUAUACACCAUUAUUAUAGAUCUUAGAAGAUCCUUAUAGUGUUUUAAAAUUUACAAAUUAUUAAGGAAAUGUUAAUUAAGACCUGUGUGAUUUUAUAUAUUCUUAUGACUUUAAAUUUAAUGAAGAUGCUAUCAUUUCUGUAAAAUAUAAAUUAAUAGAAAUAGUAAAUAGAUGUUAUAAGAUAAAGUUUUCUAUAUUAGUUGACUAAAUUGGAAAGAAAGUUGGUAGAAAGCUUUUAAUCAUUUAAAGAGGCUGAAAGUUCAUUAGAUGUUCUUAAAAGUAAAUUUGAACAAGUACAAACUCAUAAUUAAAUUAGUACUUCGACAAUAAAGAUCUUAUAAAAAGUUUAGAUGAUGCAGAAAAAAAAUUUGAUAGUUUUACUCCAAAAGAUAAACAAAUUUUAAGAUAGGGGGUAAAUGAAUAUGUUAAAAAAUUGCAUUUUUAUGAUUAAAAAGAAAAUCAUGAAAAAUUUUAACCUCUUUUUGAUUCUGUAAAAGCCAAUAAACAAAUUUUUGGGAAUAAGGAAAAAUAAUUUAGGUAAUUAUAAAAAAUAAAUUGAUUAGACUUUUUAAGUUUAAAUUAGACUAAGGAUUGGAAAUGUUAUAAAGAGAAAUUUAAAAUAUGGAAUAAACUUUCAGUACACAAAAAUUUAGUUCUUCUGAAUUAAGUACAAUUUAUAUGGAUUAAUUGCUUGAAAAAAUAAAUCCUGAUUUUAAGUUACAUAAUAUUAUAUAGGAUAAAAUAUAGAAAAUAUAUAAUUCAAGAUAUGAUGGAUUGGAUUCUUAGAAUGUUUAUGAAAAAAUAAUUUAAUUGGGUAGAUUAGACAUGUAGACAUUACUAUUUAUAUUUUAAACAUCUUCUUUUUAAACAUUUGGAGUAUGGGUGGAUAAAAAUUCAUCAUUAAUAUUUCAUUAAGGUAAAUAAUAGGAAUUUCAAAUAAAAAAUAAUGUAUAACCUCUUAAAAUGAAUUAUGAUAUGAAGAAUCCUGAAAGAUUAAUGACAUUUGGAAGGGAUGACAUUAUAAUAUUAUCAUCAUUUGUAGGUUGUAUCUCUAAAUUGGGAGAAGGGUUUAGUGUAACUGAUGCUUAAGAAAUAGGAGAUAAAGAAACUUAUUUGGCAAAUUAAAAGUAUUUUAAUAUAGUAAAAAUGGAAAUCUUUUAAGUUUAAAAAUGAAAUAUUCAAUAACAAAC